Molecule: messenger RNA, 757 nt
Organism: Styela clava
Lineage: Eukaryota; Metazoa; Chordata; Ascidiacea; Stolidobranchia; Styelidae
Product: dynein light chain Tctex-type 1
Biological process (GO): microtubule-based movement
Cellular component (GO): cytoplasm; cytoplasmic dynein complex
Molecular function (GO): dynein intermediate chain binding
Source: RefSeq, a predicted model, not a curated record
UCUCUGGCUGCUAGGCUACGAAUCUCGGCAGUUUUCUAUUGUUUGUUUUGGAAUUGUCGGCUUUUGCUCUUCGUAUUAUCGCUUUUAAAAUUAGUUAUGGAUGAUUUUCAGACAGGCGAAGAAACAACUUUUGUUGUUGAUGAUGUUAGCAACAUCAUAAAGGAAUCUAUAGAAAAUACGAUUGGCGGAAACGCUUAUCAACACAACAAAGUAAACCAAUGGACCUCAAAUGUAGUCGAACAAUGUCUCAACCAUUUGACUAAGCUGGGAAGACCAUUCAAGUACAUCGUCACUGCUGUGAUAAUGCAGAAAAAUGGUGCUGGAUUACACACUGCUAGUUCAUGCUUUUGGGAUAACGGAACAGAUGGAAGCUGCACUUUAAGAUGGGAAAAUAAAACAAUGUAUUGUAUCGUCAGUGUUUUUGGGCUCGCUAUAUAACUUUCAAGAACAAUAUUUCACCAAAUUACAGAGCUUGUAUAUAUAUCUUGCAGGCCUAAGAAAGCGGCAAUGUAUUAUUUGUAAGUUCUAUGUUGUGAAUUCGCCUGUUUCAAUAAUAUAACCUUUUCAACAACUUUAUUUUUUACACACUAUAUUGGUAUGAAAUAACUGUGCCGUAAAUAUAUGUUCGUUGGUACAUUUGUUGAUAUAUAUUAUCUAAAUUAUUUUGGGAACAAAAAACCUUUGCUGGCCUAAUAGUAAAAUGCUUAUGUGCAGGCUUGCUAGUUAUCUUGGUUAAGGAAACUUGUCAAGUAUUUGA